Molecule: messenger RNA, 1251 nt
Organism: Spinacia oleracea (spinach)
Lineage: Eukaryota; Viridiplantae; Streptophyta; Magnoliopsida; Caryophyllales; Amaranthaceae
Exons: 4
Coding region: 128-868 (246 amino acids)
Source: RefSeq, a predicted model, not a curated record
CCACUCUUGCACACACACACAAACAUCAAACUCUCGCUGCUCCUUCACGGCAACCACACCAAGAAAAACCAGAGAGAAAUCUUAGGAGAGAGAAACCUCAAAACUGAAAGUUUCUUCUUGCUUAUUAAUGGCGGCAGCGCCAGUGAAAUCACCUCUACACAAUUUCCCCUUAACAUUUCUCAAAUGGGGCUCCAAAAAAGAUCAUCGAUGUCGCCGCUCACCAUACGACACUCCUUCUCCUCCUCCUCCUCCGCCGCCUGACGCCGAACCUUCCCACUCUAAAGGAUCUCGGUCUUCUCGAAACCGUCGCAACAACAACCACAACCAAAAUCAUCCGCCGACGCCGCCACCACUACUACCAACAACUACUACAACAACUGCGCCUGAUGAUGAUGAUGAGGAGAGAGAUUGUGGGAAGAAGCGGGAAGUUGCAGAAGAAGGUGACGGUGGAGAAGAUGGUAGUGAGAAAGGAUGGAAUCUACGGCCCAGAAGAGCUGCCGCUAUGAAAGGGACUUCUUCAACAACAACUAACACUAACUAUAAUAUUCAUACUCCUACAAUGGUCGACGGUGCAGGUGAUAAUUUGCCGAAAUCGAUGAGGUUGCGCGGGUCGGAGACGCAAGUUUACGGCGGUACUUACGGCGGCGGAGGAAGUGAGAGGAGGGAGACUAAGAGGUUUUGGAUCUCUUUGUCGAGGGAUGAAAUUGAAGAAGAUAUUUACUCUAUGACUCAUUCUAAGCCUUCUCGUCGCCCUAAGAAGCGCCCUAAAAAUGUUCAGAAGCAAGUAGAUAAUGUGUUUCCAGGGUUAUGGAUGGUUGGGUUUUCGCCGGAAUCUUAUCGUGGUAUUGAUGUUCUGCCAAAGAGGUAGAUGUGAACAAUAGUGCAAUUUUUUGCUGAAUUUCUGGGUAUUUUGGGGGUACAAGGUGCAUAGUAUUGGGAUGACCUAAUGGAACUGUGAAUUUUUUGAAAGCUUGCCGGUCGUCGUGUCCAGCCUCGAUUCAGAGGUAUAGUUCUCUGUAAAGAUGGUGGUUUGGGAUAUAGGGCUAUAUAGAAGAAGGAUGUCUAUUGACUUUUUGGCUUAACAUGUUUUGGUAUAAAUAGUGGAUUAGGACCGGGGCAAGGGCAAGCAAAGGGGUAAGGACAUUAAGGUAGUAAUUUUAUUUUAGAUUAGCUUUUCGUGAUCUUUUGGGUGGUUGCAAGAUGUAAUCAUGGAUCUUUGAUUUUAUGAUGAAAUGAUAGUGAUUAUAUCAA